Molecule: messenger RNA, 1998 nt
Organism: Trichoplusia ni (cabbage looper)
Lineage: Eukaryota; Metazoa; Arthropoda; Insecta; Lepidoptera; Noctuidae
Gene: carmine
Product: AP-3 complex subunit mu-1
Exons: 10
Coding region: 189-1439 (416 amino acids)
Biological process (GO): endocytosis; intracellular protein transport
Cellular component (GO): cytoplasmic vesicle; clathrin adaptor complex
Source: RefSeq, a predicted model, not a curated record
GUAUCAGUCGUGUCAUGUCAAUAUCAAAUGAAGUAAAACUGUUGUCGAAUUGUCUAAAAAAUGUUGAAGUGAAAACAUUCUUUUCGCGUUUACUUACGUUUCAAGCAUAUUUAAUAAGAAAAUCAGAUACGAUCCAGUUAAUCUAAAAACUUUCAUAAUUAGUACUAAUUUACAUAAACUUAGCCAUAAUGAUACAUAGCUUAUUUAUCAUAAACCCAUCUGGGGAUGUAUUUCUAGAGAAGCACUGGCGGAGUGUUAUUCCAAGAUCUGUAUGUGACUACUAUUUAGAAGCUCAGCGUGCAUCACCCAAUGAUGUGCCUCCUGUGUUGGCAGCCCCGCACCACUACUUGAUAUCUAUACAGAGGGGUGGAGUAGCUCUAGUAGCUGUGUGCAUGCAGGAGGUGGCACCACUCUUUGUGAUUGAGUUCUUACAUAGAGUUGUUGAUACAUUCCAGGACUACUUUUCAGACUGUACAGAGACUAUUAUUAAAGAGAAUUAUGUAGUUGUGUAUGAGUUGUUAGAUGAAAUGCUUGACAAUGGUUUCCCUCUGGCGACAGAGAGUAAUAUUUUGAAAGAACUGAUUAAGCCUCCAAACAUUUUAAGGACCAUUGCAAAUACUGUUACUGGUAAAUCAAAUGUGUCAUCAAUACUGCCAUCUGGUCAGCUCUCUAACGUGCCAUGGCGUCGGUCGGGAGUAAAGUACGCCAACAACGAGGCUUACUUUGACGUGGUUGAGGAGGUUGAUGCAAUCAUUGAUAAGAGUGGCGCUACUGUGUCUGCUGAAAUACAAGGAUAUAUUGAUUGCUGUAUAAAAUUGAGUGGAAUGCCAGAUCUGACUCUUACAUUUGUAAAUCCGCGCUUAUUCGACGAUGUAUCAUUCCAUCCAUGUGUAAGAUUUAAACGUUGGGAGUCUGAGAGAAUUCUAUCGUUCAUACCGCCGGACGGCAAUUUCCGGCUCAUGUCGUACCACAUCGGGUCUCAGAGUGUGGUGGCGAUCCCGAUAUACGUGCGCCACAAUCUCACUCUAAGGUCUAAUGGGGACCAGGGCAGGCUGGACCUCACCGUAGGACCCAAACAAACCAUGGGAAGGACUUUAGAAAAUGUAGCGUUAGAGAUCUGUAUGCCUAAAUGCGUGCUGAAUUGUUCGCUAACGGCCAACCAAGGGAAGUACUCCUACGACCCAGUCAGUAAGGUGCUGCUCUGGGAUAUAGGACGAAUUGAAUUGCCAAAACUGCCUAAUAUUAGAGGGACUGUAUCAGUAGCAUCGGGAGCCGACACAGCGGGUGCGAACCCCAGCAUCAACGUCCACUUCACGAUCCCGCAGCUGGCGGUGAGCGGGCUGCGCGUCAGCCGCCUCGACAUGUACGGCGCCAAGUACAAGCCCUUCAAGGGCGUCAAGUACAUCACUAAAGCCGGCAAGUUCCACGUGAGGAUGUGAUCCGAGGCCGACGCCCGCGACCCUUGGAUGUGCCUGGCCAUGACUGCGACCAGUGAACGAUAGUGCUAAGUGCCGUUGGACUAAAGGUUACAUUUUAAUUAAGAUAAAAAUUGUGCUCACGAAUUAAUAUGGGGGCUUACCACUACAUCUUGAAGUAAUAGUGUUUCAAGUUUGGAAGGGAAACUGUACGCUGCGUAUUUCGCCGUCCCUCUUUCACAAGUUGUCGUAAUAUACUCCCUGCACACGUAAAUGAUUUGUCCAAUAACAACCGUUGAUAUAGUUUACGCGAGUGUAUUAGCCAAUCAGAAGCGCCAAUAUCAGUGGCAGAGCGGACGAUUUGUCAUUGUAUGAAUAGUUCUAGUGUUACCUAAUAGUUCAAUGUGUGCCCUGAAUGAUGCGAAUCUUAAUUUUUUCUACAAUGUGCGAUCAAAAUCGAUCUUUGUCAUGUAUGUUUAUCCGUAAUAUUAUUGAUUAUCAACAUAUUCAUGUCAAAAUUUAGUUUAAGCUGUACAUACAUAUUAUAUUCAAUGUUAUAUAUAAUAAAACAUUAUUAAGCAGU